AUUUUCUCUCAAUCAACAAUAAACUAUUUUUUUAUAAUUUUCUUUUUAAUUGUUGUUGAUUUGAUUUGUUUUUUUGUUCUAUUCUCAUCUCCAAUCUUCAUCAUCUUCUUACAGUAUGAAGCUUGUUUUCUUCCCAAUGGAUGGGCAUGGACAUGUUAACUCUUGUAUUGGUUUAGCUCGAAUGCUUCGUGAUCAAGGUCAUGAAUCGGUUUUCGUUGUUCCUUCAAAUUGGUCAGUUCUCAUUACUGGUCAUUCGUUUUCGAUUGAACCAAUUGUCGAUCCAACUUGUGGUGAUGUCGAUCCAUUGGAUAGAUGGGCUGGAAUGGUUCGUGCUCUUGGCCCAUCGUUUGCCAAAAGUCCUUCAGAUCAAAUCAUCGAUCUACUUGCUACUGAUACCAAAGAAUUUACUGAUUAUGCCAAAAGGAUCGACGAUCAAGUAGCAAAGGCAAUUGAGAAGGUUAAUCCUGAUCUAAUUAUCAUCGAUUUUUAUGUAACUGUUCCAUCCGUAACUCGAUCAGGUAAACCAUGGGUUCUCCUCUAUUCAGCUAAUCCACUUUUCGCUUACGAAUCUCCAAAUAAUCCCCCAAGAUACUCUGGAUUAGGAGCUUCUGAUGAUCCUAAAUUGUUCCAACAAUUUAGACAACUGGUUAAACAACAACUAACUGAAGUUAAAGCUGAUUUCGACUUAUUCCUCAAAAGUAAAGGAUUAACACCUCAUGAAACUGAAUUAGUUUCACCUUCACCAUAUCUUAAUCUCUACUCUUAUCCAGAAGAUUUGGAUUAUAGUGAAUUGGGUCCAGUUCCCGAUAAAUGGUUUCGACUUGAUCAUAUGGUGAGAGAAGCCGAAGGAGGACCAAUUGGUUUCGAUGAAUCUUUUUUCAAUACCAAUGAAAAGAUCAUUUUAUUCAGUUUAGGAUCAAUGGGAAGUGCGAAUGUCACUUUGAUGAAUCAAUUGAUUGGUUUCAUGGGUGAAUCGAAACAUCGUUUCAUUGUAUCCAAAGGUCCAUUUCAUGAGGAGAUAAAAUUAUAUGAUAAUAUGAUCGGUGGAAGAUAUUUGAAUCAAAUUAAAAUUCUUCCAAAGGUUGACCUCGUUUUAACCCAUGGAGGUAACAAUACAUUCAUUGAGACUCUUUACUUUGGUAAACCUCUUAUAGUAUAAGUAAUAAUAUUGUUU
Molecule: messenger RNA, 1174 nt
Organism: Panonychus citri (citrus red mite)
Lineage: Eukaryota; Metazoa; Arthropoda; Arachnida; Trombidiformes; Tetranychidae
Exons: 2
Coding region: 116-1159 (347 amino acids)
Molecular function (GO): hexosyltransferase activity; UDP-glycosyltransferase activity
Source: RefSeq, a predicted model, not a curated record